Molecule: messenger RNA, 2167 nt
Organism: Tarenaya hassleriana
Lineage: Eukaryota; Viridiplantae; Streptophyta; Magnoliopsida; Brassicales; Cleomaceae
Product: scarecrow-like protein 26
Exons: 2
Coding region: 495-2159 (554 amino acids)
Biological process (GO): regulation of DNA-templated transcription
Cellular component (GO): nucleus
Molecular function (GO): sequence-specific DNA binding; DNA-binding transcription factor activity
Source: RefSeq, a predicted model, not a curated record
AUGCCUAGUUGGUGUGGUUUCGGUUUUUUAAUACAUUAGAUUAAUAUGCUGUGGCAGUUAUUGAUUGAUUAUUUGAUGUGAUGUCGCUUGAAUGAUUUGAUUCGCUGAUAAUAUAUAUAUUUCAAGUCUAGAUAAGUUUUUUGGUCCCCCAAGGUGAGGCUCCAUCUCUGGUCUGCGAAUAGUUUCAAAUCUUUGGAUAUGUAUUUUCAUAUUAUAGUCCGUGCGCUUUUACUUGGUAAAAUAAUCAGGAAUUAGGCUGAGAUUGGAUUGCCUAUGUUUUAAUCAUAGAUAUAUUGUUUUAUGGUAAUGGUUCUAACAAUUCUCAGCUCCAUUGUUUAUUUGGCCCUUCGAUCUUCAGUGGUCCUGCAGCUUCUCCUUUGGACCACCAGGUUUUACCUCUAUUAAUAAUUAUAUCCCCGUAUCAUCCUAACGGGGACCAUUCUUUGGGGGAAAACUUGGAUUUGACUUCAAAGAUUUCCUCGAAAUUCUUGUGAAUGGAACCCGUAAUCUCUUGCGUGGCACUACAUGGCUUCUAUUCUUGUGUUCCCAUCCUUCUUUUGUAUAUAUAUACUCUGCACUGCAGAUAUCAUCUUUUAACCCUCCAGGUCCAACACUGUCCACCGGUGGCCAUGGCCUUCCCCGACGAUGACUUUCUGGAUCUCCUCUUCUCUGACCACACCGCCGUUCCUGCAACUGCCGCUUCAGCCAUUGCCGCAAGCACAACAACCACGACUAUUUCCUCCGGUGAGGAACAGGGUAAUAACUGGAAUGACUGGUCUCCUGUCAUGGACUGGAGCUCUGACUUCCGCGAUCUCAUUGACUCGAUUAUGGCUGAUGAAGCCACCAUAAUGGACCCUUCUCCUCGACUUUUGGCUUACGACCAUGACCAAGAAGUGUGCAACUCUACAUCCACGGAUUCGAUGAUGAUGAUGGUGACCGAUGCGGUUGAUCUGGAGGAUCCUAAACCCGAUGAUUUGAAGGGCUUAAGAUUGGUUCACUUGCUGAUGGCAGCGGCCGAGGCCUUAACCGGAGCCCACAAAACCCAGGAGCUAACUCGUGUCAUAUUGGCUCGGCUCAAGGAGUUGGUUUCUCCUGGCGACCGGACCAACAUGGAGAGACUAGCCUUCCACUUCACAGAUGGCUUAUCUUCACUGCUCGAGCGAGCAACUAACACAGUCAAGCGGCGGCAGGGUGGUGGGUCCCACUUGCACCGUGAGGUCCGUGACCACGUGGACGUGGUUGCAGCGUUUCAGCUGUUUCAGGAUAUGUCCCCGUACGUCAAUUUCGGUUACCUGACGGCCAACCAAGCCAUAUUGGAAGCUGUGGGAUAUGAGAGAAGGAUCCAUAUAGUGGACUACGAUAUAAUGGAAGGUGUCCAGUGGUCUUCCUUCAUGCAGGCUCUGGUCACCAGAAAAGCCGGUCCACCGGUUCAACAUCUUCGGGUCACAGCCUUGUCCCAAGCCAUCAAUGGGAGAAAAUCUGUUGCUGCGGUGCAAGAGGCUGGACGGCGGCUGGCCUCGUUUGCUGAGUCAGUCGGCCAACCAUUUUCAUUUCACCAUUGUAAACUCGACUCAGAUGAAACGUUCAAUUCCUCGUCUUUGAAGCUAGUCAGAGGAGAAGCACUGGUCAUCAACUGUAUGCUUCACCUGCCUCGGUUCAGUUAUCAAACACCUAAUUCCCUCGUCUCUUUCUUAUCCGAAACCAAAACAUUGAACCCAAAACUUGUAACGCUUGUCCACGAGGAAGUCGGGAUGAGCGUCGACCAAGGCUUUACGACUCGGUUCAUGGAUUUGCUGCACCAAUUCUCGGCCAUUUUCGACUCCCUCGAGGCAGGUUUCCCAGUGGCAAACCCAGCCCGUGGGUUUGUCGAGCGUGCCUUCCUCGGUCCAUGGAUCUCGGCUUGGUUGACACGCAUAGCGGCUGCCACAGAAAAUUCGGAAGUCGAGAGUUUUUUGUCCUGGUCGCGGUGGUUGGAGACCAACGGGUUCAACCCCGUGGACGUAAGCUUCACGAACUGUUGCCAAGCCAAGCUCCUCUUGAGUCUCUUCAGCGACGGCUACAAAGUGGAAGAGUUGGGCCGAAACGGCAUCGUUUUGGGCUGGAAAUCUCGGCGUCUGGUAUCUGCCUCAUUCUGGGCCUCUCCUGAGCCCAAUCUGUAAAUAAUCAU